AUCUUCUUUGCAACUAAAAGUACCUGUGAAAAAAGCGAAAAGAAAUGGAUAAGAAACUUUCUACUUGCCUCUUCAACUGCAUAAUCUUCUUCUUUGUUGUUCUUGUUCUGCUUUCUUCCCAAGCUACUUCUGAAGAAUUUGAUGAUGAAAGGGAGUUUGAUUAUAACAAAAAUGGCGAAAAGGGGCCGAAUAGAUGGGGACAACUUAAGCCUGAAUGGAGUGCAUGUGGCAAUGGAACAAUGCAAUCUCCUGUUGAUUUGCUGAACGAGAGAGUUGAAAUUGUUUCCUAUUUAGGGAGGCUUAAGAUGAGCUACAAGCCCUCUAAUGCUACUCUCAAGAACAGAGGCCAUGGUAUGAAGUUGAGUUUUGAAAAUGAAGCAGGAAAUAUAGAGAUUAAUGGAACUGAAUAUGAACUCAAACAGUUGCACUGGCACUCCCCUUCUGAGCACACUAUUGAUGGAUUUAGCUUGGACUUGGAGUUGCACAUGGUUCAUGAAAGCCAGGAUGGUCAGGUUGCUGUUGUUGGAAUUAUGUACAAGAUUGGAAGGCCAGAUUCUUUCUUGUUAUCGUUGAAAGAUCAUUUGGAAAAUAUUACUGACACCACUGAGAAAGAAAGUUAUGUGGGAGUGAUUGAUCCACGGGACAUAAAGAUAGGCAGCGGGUAUUACAGAUACCUUGGAUCUCUUACAAUUCCUCCUUGUACUGAAAAUGUUGUCUGGACCAUUGUUAGAAAGGUGCAGACUGUAACAAGGGAGCAAGUAAGGGUGCUGCGUGUUGCAGUUCAUGAUGAGUCGAAUACUAAUGCAAGACCAGUACAACCAAUAAAUAAGCGAACAGUGCAACUCUACAAACCUGAUGAAAUGGAGAAUUAGUUAAUAUAUAUUGGGUGUUUGCAGCAUCAGAUGUCAUCUUCCCUUUUCCUUCUACAUCUGUGGCAAGGCAUAUAUGUUUUUUUAUACUAAUCUUUCGAUAUUUGAAAACUAUAUUAAAUUUAAUUAAUUCGA
Messenger RNA from Rubroshorea leprosula, 1004 nucleotides. NCBI's taxonomy places the organism in Eukaryota, Viridiplantae, Streptophyta, Magnoliopsida, Malvales, Dipterocarpaceae. The record is from the annotation of a GenBank genome assembly.